CUGCUUACAUACACUGAGGAAUUUCCGGUCAGUGACAACAACACAAAUUGUAACACGUAACACAUCGAUUUUUUUCUGUCAAAAAACAUUGAGAUGGCUGAUGAUGUGGAACACCCCUCGACUUUACAGAACGAAAAUCCACAAAUCGUAUCUGACGCCUUCAGCACCGCCACACAGAUAUUGCAGCAGUACGGAUGGUUUAUAGUGCUAGGAUGUCUAUUCCUGCUGUACAUCCGCUCAAAAAUAAAACCUGCUUACACCCAGAUGAAGAGGAGAGCAGAAGAAAGCAGAGACAAAAAACUCGAUCCAGAUGUUGCCCAGAGCCGUUUAGAAGCCAUGGAGAGAGCGCGGCAGAAACUGCAAGAGGAACAUGAUGCAAGAGCUUCACUAUACAAGGAAAAACAACUUGUGAAAGAAGAAGAAAAAAGACAAACAAAAAUUGAAGAAUGGGAAAACCUUCAACAAGGAAAAGCAUAUCGCUCCAAGAUCAAACCUAGAGAAGAAAACACAGAAAUACCAAAAGGGGUAAAACCAAAACCGAAACUCAGGGAUACAGAUUACAACCCGCUGAUGGGCGGAGGGGGAGGAGGGGGGAGUUUCAGACCCUCCCGACGAGCAGGUGGCGGGGGAGGCGGAUGAGGUUAAUUUGUGUGUCAGAUCACCAAACUUCAUGAGGAGUUUGGUUCGAUAUGACACACAGAUACGCGUUGUUUUUAAAUUAAUUUCCUGAUGGUGGUAGAUAUUUACCUUAGACAUUUGUUUCGACUAAAUGUAACGUGAAAGGCUAUUUCUCUAAAAAGGGACCAGAGUUUUAAUGAAUUAAAUGUUUAAUGUCACAAUGAAAUUUCGUCACUUACCAUGUUCAACAAGUUUUGAAUUUCUUAUCUUAUUUCUUUUCAAAUUGAACACAUUACAAACUGUAUGUCAGUAGUGAUUCUGUUGCGGUAACGACUUCAGUAAAAUAAUCAAUAAUUUCUGAAGAUUUCUUAACAAGAUAAAUGUCUAUUAAAGUCAUAUUGGUACAAUGCGCUAUCACUAUCAGGAAAUAAAGGUCACCCAAUGCUUUUGAUGGAAUCACUGGACAUUAAGGUUUAUCAAUAUCUCUUGAAGCAAAUCAUAUGUAUUGUCAAUUGGGAGUCUAUAUAGUUUCUAACUUUGAGAUAAAUGGUAAGCCAUACAUGUCCCCUGAUUCUCCAUGACGUCAUACCGGUCAAGAGUUCGACUCACCGGCAUAACUGAUAUCAUCGAAGCUUGGUAAUAACCGUUUUUUUUAUUUUGAAAUCUCAAUAGGUACUGCAUAUAUAUUGUCUUGAAAUGAUUUAUACAGGUAAUAUGUUGAACUAACCUUUACAUUUUCUGUACAUGUGUAAAUUGUAUAUGAAACGAAUUUACCAUAUUAUGUCACGUAAUAAGACCUGAUUAGGAAAACUAGCCUUAAUGUGGAAUUGCAUAAUGAUAUGUUAAAAUACCAUCAUGGUUACAUAGUGAAAUCCAAUACAUGUUAAUUUGUAAUUUUAUCGAUUUCACAGGUAAGGCUGUUAAGGUAGUGAGUAUCCUGUUUUGUCAGGAUGCAUUUUUCACAAUUCGUUAUCUGAGAGACAGGUUUAUGAGUGUCUUUUAUAAAAUAUGUAAUUCGUUCAGGACUUUGACAGAAAGAUAGAGUGAGAUGGGUGUAAGAUAGUGAAGGAAGAGAGAGAGACUGAGAGUGAAUAAAUUUAUAUUGAAAUGUCGCUUUGAUAGAGUAUAAAAUAAACAAUUUAAGUUAU
Messenger RNA from Pecten maximus, 1766 nucleotides. Its product is annotated as selenoprotein S-like. The transcript has 6 exons. Lineage: Eukaryota; Metazoa; Mollusca; Bivalvia; Pectinida; Pectinidae. Gene Ontology annotation, cellular component: Derlin-1 retrotranslocation complex; endoplasmic reticulum membrane; Derlin-1-VIMP complex. Gene Ontology annotation, biological process: endoplasmic reticulum unfolded protein response; retrograde protein transport, ER to cytosol. The record is from RefSeq and is a predicted model, not a curated record. Bases 94 to 639 code for a protein of 181 amino acids.